AUGAUCGAGCAUAAAUCGUACAUCUUGAAUGAAAAUGUUGCCCCUGUGAUACAAUUGACUUUCUACUCCUCGUCUACCAUGUCUACGCCUAUUAAACUAUCGAGUCGAGCUGACUGCGAGAGCUUUCUUGAAAAGUUUGAUACUCUUUUGCUCGAUUGCGACGGCGUAUUGUGGCACGAGGAUACUGUUCUUCCAGGGAUCAAGGAGGCUCUGUCAUUGUUGAGGCAGAAAGGAAAGAGACUUAUAUUUGUUACAAAUAAUAGUACAAAAUCUCGUGCUGCCUAUUUCGCAAAAUUCAAGAGGCUGAACAUCGAUGCGAACGAGAGCGAAAUAUUCGGUUCAUCUUACGUGUCGGCCUAUUAUCUCAAGAAUAUACUCAACUUCCCUAAGGACAAGAAAGUUUAUGUUAUCGGUGAGUCCGGAAUCACCGAGGAAUUGCACCUUGCAGGAAUCCGCUUCUGCGGAUCUAGUGAUGAUGACGAUUAUGAAUUUAAUUUCAAUAAAAUCGAUUUUGAUCCCGAGGUUGGAGCAGUUGUUUGUGGCUUCGACACGCAUUUGAACUACAAGAAACUAGCAAAGGCCUUCCGAUAUUUGAAUACCAAUCCGGAUUGCAUUUUCCUGCUGACCAACGGCGAUACAACAUAUCCCGCCAAUGGGACGAUCUAUCCAGGUACGGGGUCCUUGGUAGCACCUUUGAUUAAAGCAUUAAAUAGAGAUCCCGACUAUGUGAUGGGCAAACCAAAUAAGCCAAUGUUGGAUUGUAUCAUCAAAAAGUUUCACCUGGAUGCCGAACGCACUUGUAUGAUCGGUGAUCGUUUGGACACGGACAUUCAAUUUGGAAUCAACGGGAAAUUUAAGACAUUAUUGGUGUUAACAGGAGUAUCAAAGGAGCAAGAGAUUCUGGUUGAAAAUGCCCCAAUUAUCCCUGACUAUUAUCUCACAAGUUUGGGGGACCUUGCUGAACUUUGCGAAUAA
Messenger RNA from Acaulospora colombiana, 975 nucleotides. Lineage: Eukaryota; Fungi; Glomeromycota; Glomeromycetes; Diversisporales; Acaulosporaceae. The record is from the annotation of a GenBank genome assembly.